UAGUGAUCUCUUGAGAAACCUGCAGAGCUCUUUGGAAUAGAAAGAUUGUUCUUUUGUGGUAUCAUACAAUUGAUUGAGAGAAAUUUGCUGGUACCCUCCAGGAGUGGGGCAGAAUCAGUGUGCCCCCUUUGUCACAGGCUGGAGAUCUCCCUGUCCUGCAAACCUGUAGCCUCCAACCAUGUGCCUCUCUGCUCUGAUCCUGGUGUCACUUGCAGCAUUCACAGCAGGGGCAGGACACCCAUCCUCACCACCCAUGGUGGACACCAUGCAAGGCAAAGUCCUGGGAAAGUACAUCAGCUUAGAAGGAUUCACACAGCCUGUGGCCAUCUUCCUGGGAGUCCCCUUUGCCAAGCCUCCUCUUGGAUCUCUGAAGUUUGCUCCACCACAGCCUGCAGAGCCCUGGAGCUCAGUGAAGAACGCCACCACCUACCCUCCUAUGUGCUCCCAAGACCCAGUGACAGGGCAAAUAGUCAAUGACCUCCUAACUAACAGAAAAGAGAAAAUUCCUCUCCAGUUUUCUGAAGACUGUCUCUACCUGAAUAUUUACACUCCUGCUGACUUAACAAAGAGUGACAGAUUGCCAGUGAUGGUGUGGAUCCAUGGAGGUGGACUAGUGUUAGGUGGGGCAUCAACCUAUGAUGGACUGGUGCUGUCUACGCAUGAAAAUGUCGUGGUGGUGGUCAUCCAAUACCGUUUGGGCAUCUGGGGAUUCUUCAGCACAGGGGAUGAACACAGCAGGGGGAACUGGGGUCACUUGGACCAGGUGGCUGCACUACACUGGGUCCAGGACAACAUUGCUAAAUUUGGAGGUGACCCAGGCUCUGUGACCAUCUUUGGAGAGUCAGCAGGAGGUGAAAGUGUCUCUGUUCUUGUAAUGUUGUCUCCCUUGGCCAAGAAUCUCUUCCACAGGGCUAUUUCUGAAAGUGGUGUGGCCCUCACUGCAGGCCUGGUCAAGAAGAACACCAGGCCUUUGGCUGAGAAAAUUGCUGUCAUAUCUGGUUGUAAAAACACCACUUCCGCUGCCAUGGUUCACUGCCUUCGCCAGAAGACAGAGGAAGAGCUCUUGGAGACCACACUAAAAUUGAAUCUUUUUAAGCUGGAUUUGCAUGGAGACUCCAGACAGAGCCAUCCCUUUGUUCCCACUGUGCUUGAUGGAGUGUUGCUGCCAAAGAUGCCUGAGGAGAUCCUGGCUGAGAAGAACUUCAACACAGUGCCCUACAUCGUGGGAAUCAACAAGCAAGAGUUUGGUUGGAUUCUGCCAACUAUGAUGAACUACCCACCCUCUGAUGUGAAAUUGGACCAGAUGACGGCCAUUUCGCUCUUGAAGAAGUCCUCUUUUCUUCUUAACCUCCCUGAGGAUACAAUUGCAGUGGUCAUUGAGAAGUAUUUAAGAGACACAGAUGACGAAGGCAGAAAUAAAGACCAACUUCUGGAAUUGAUUGGGGAUGUGGUAUUCGGUGUACCAUCUGUGAUUGUGUCCCGUGGACAUAGAGAUGCUGGAGCCCCCACAUACAUGUAUGAGUUUCAAUAUUGUCCAAGCUUCUCGUCAGAAAUGAAACCAGAUACGGUGGUAGGAGACCAUGGAGAUGAAAUCUACUCUGUCUUUGGGGCCCCAAUUUUAAGAGGUGGUACCUCAGAAGAGGAGAUCAACCUCAGCAAGAUGAUUAUGAAAUUCUGGGCCAACUUUGCUAGGAAUGGGAAUCCCAAUGGACAAGGGCUGCCCCAUUGGCCAGAGUAUGACCAAAAGGAAGGUUAUCUGCAGAUUGGAGCUACCACGCAACAAGCCCAGAAGCUAAAAGAAAGACAAGUGGCUUUCUGGACUGAACUUCUGGCUAAGAAGCAACUGCAGACAGAACACACUGAGCUGUGAAUGGGAGACUCUGUCAGCCUCACCCUCAGGGGAGCCCAAAUGAGUCUACUUUACAUGGAAAAUGACUGUGGCCAAGGCUUUGGGGAGACUGCAGAAUUGUGUGGUGGGAGUGGACAGAGGCCAGGGAGAGAAUAUUUGCACAUGUGGACUCAAUUUGAAAAAAUAAAUUUUGUUCCAUAAAUCAAA
Messenger RNA from Mus caroli (Ryukyu mouse), 2056 nucleotides. Lineage: Eukaryota; Metazoa; Chordata; Mammalia; Rodentia; Muridae. The record is from RefSeq and is a predicted model, not a curated record.